Molecule: messenger RNA, 1584 nt
Organism: Coniosporium apollinis CBS 100218
Lineage: Eukaryota; Fungi; Ascomycota; Dothideomycetes
Exons: 2
Coding region: 1-1584 (527 amino acids)
Biological process (GO): regulation of DNA-templated transcription; chromatin organization
Cellular component (GO): nucleus
Molecular function (GO): DNA binding; chromatin binding
Source: RefSeq, a predicted model, not a curated record
AUGGACAACUCCGCCGUUGCCAGUGUGUCUCCGCAACCCGCCGCAUCCACCUCCGCACCGCAAUCGCAACCUCCCACCAACCCCCCACCGAACGCACUGUCUGACUACCAAAAUGCCAAUCCCAACACCUCCAAUGGCUUCACAAGCGCUGCAUCCCCCUUCCCACAGUAUUCCGCCUCAACAGCAGAAAUUCUAAAGCGCGUCUCCGCCAACGCGCUCGGCACCCAAGGAUGGCAAGCCGCGCGAGAACAGGUGCUGAAGGGCAUGGUCACAACCGAAAGCAUCGCUACGCCGCCACCCGCGCCUACAGCCAGCAAGCGCGGUAGGGGCCGCUCAAGGGGAGGCUCCGCCACGGCGAAGACUAAAGCCGCCGUCGGAGGGAACGGCGCAUCGUCUUCAGCAGCUUCCUCCAGUCCAGCGGUCGGACGCGGGCGAGGGGGUGGCCGCGGGCGUGGACGAGGAGGCGGCAGAGGCGGCAAGCGGAAAAAAGCAAACAGUGAGGAAGUCAGCGACGACGCCAACGACUCCGACGUCAGCAACUCCUACACCCCCCUACCGUCCGCGACGCGCUCGGGGCGGGCGGUCAACAAGCCAACGCAGUAUGUGCCGACGCUGCCGUCGCCGUCUGCGGACUCGGCGAAGAAGAGGAGGAAGACGAAUCGCAAACCCAGCGAGGCGAGUCUGUGUACGGUUUGUUUGAGGGGCACGAGCCCGAAUAACAACAUGAUUGUGUUCUGCGACGCGUGUAAUACGCCGUAUCACCAGUACUGCCAUGAUCCACCGAUACCGAGGGAAGUGGUGCAGAAGGUGGAGGCGGAGUGGUAUUGUGCGGCGUGUGUGAGAUCGAGGGAAGCGACUGCUGCAGCCGCUGUGGCACAGACUGUAGGUGGACUGGUAGCGGGAGAUAGUUUGACGGCAGACGAGAAACGCGCCUACUUCUCGACUCUCCCUCCGGCAACCCUGAUAUCUCUCCUAGUGCAAGCAAGCGCGGCACAUCCGUCUCUAGCCCUCUUCCCGCCGGACCUAAAAUCCCGACUUCCCAUGACUUCGGGCGCAGACGAGCUCCCAGACGCGCCCUCCGCACUCCCUCAGGAGCCAUCCCAGCCCACAGCUAACCCGAUACCCACCCCCGCGCCCUCCAGCGCCGCACCACCACCAACCAACUACACCUCCGUCGCCUCCCUAGCUCCCGGCGUCACCGCGCCCGCAUCUACAUCAACAACCACACAACCACAGCCCCCUCCGCCUCUCGACCCCGCCCUCAACACCCCCAGCGCCGCUCCCACCACCACAACCAACCCUACCUCAGCUCCCGCUCCCGCCCCAGACCCCUCCGCCGACGCCGAAGCCGACGCCGAAUACGAGCAAGAAGCGGACCACUACUCCGACGACCCGCCAGCGCACUACCCCAAGCCGGGCAACGGACUCGCUGCCACCAUGCGUCCAGAGGCUGAAGAUCUGCACUGGCUUGUCGACGACAACUCGGAGGUGUUUCAGCACUUGUAUCGCGAGAACGACGCGCAGGGCGUGUUGCAUGGAGGGAGCGAUGGCGCAGGAGUGGCUGGAGCCGGGACGUCGGGCUGA